UUUAACUGGUGACGGUGGAACACACUUGCUCAUUUGCACGCUGUUGAAAAUGAACAGAUCCUUUGCUUCAGAACGCAAGAGGCAACUGUUUUUCCAAGGAGUUACGCGGUCCAUCCUGAAGAGUGAUGAGAGAGAUUUUCACUCCUUGUCUCAACUCAUACUGUCGGCAGGCCCUCUGAGGUCAACUCGUGCAGUCAAACAUUCAAAAAGUACUCACUUCGAAAUAGAAAUACUUGACGCUCAGACAAGAACACAGAUAUGCAUUGUGGAUAAGGUGACGCAAGCAGCCACUAUUCACGAUGUUAAGCAAAAAUUUCACAAAGCAUGUCCACAAUGGUGCCCUUCUCGUGUCGGCCUGCAGCUAGAAUGUGGUGGACCAUUCUUGAAGGACUAUGUCACCAUUGAAAGUGUUGCAGCCUCCUCUAUCGUCACAUUGUAUUUUACCGAUCUAGGUCAACAAGUCAGAUGGACAACUGUGUUUUUGGUGGAAUACACAGGCCCUCUACUCCUCUACCUCCUCUUUUAUCUGAGGCUAUCCUACAUAUACGACAUGAAGGAGAGUUCUAGGCGAGCUCGCCACCCUGUUGUACACCUGGCUUGUUUCUGCCAUUGUAUACACUAUAUCCGGUAUCUUUUGGAAACUUUAUUUGUUCACAAAGUAUCUGCAGGACAUACACCUUUGAAAAACUUGAUAAAGGGCUGUGCAUUUUAUUGGGGAUUCACAUCUUGGAUUGCAUACUACAUAAAUCACCCACGAUAUACACCACCAUCAUUUGGAAACAGGCAAAUAGCAGUUUCUGCUAUCAACUUUCUGAUUUGUGAAGCUGGAAAUCAUUUCAUCAAUGUAAUGUUGGCUCAUCCAAAUCACACAGGAAAUAACGCUGCUUUCCCAAGUCCGAAUUAUAACCCCUUGACAUGGAUGUUUUUCCUGGUUUCAUGUCCUAACUACACUUAUGAGAUUGGAUCAUGGAUUAGUUUCACAGUCAUGACACAAACAUUGCCAGUGGGAGUUUUCACACUUCUGAUGAGCAUCCAGAUGUCUCUGUGGGCAAAGAAGAAACAUCAACUUUAUCUGAAGAAAUUCAGUUCAUUUCAUAGGAAAUCGGCAAUAAUUCCAUUCAUAUUGUAAGAAAAUCAAUGAUAUUAAAUCAGAAAAAGACAACCUAUAAUUAAUCAAAUCAAAGAUUGUUAAAAUUA
This is a messenger RNA of Ochotona curzoniae (black-lipped pika), 1197 nucleotides long. RefSeq names its product trans-2,3-enoyl-CoA reductase like (gene TECRL). Gene Ontology annotation, biological process: very long-chain fatty acid biosynthetic process. Bases 50 to 1129 code for a protein of 359 amino acids. The transcript is spliced from 12 exons. The record is from RefSeq and is a predicted model, not a curated record. Gene Ontology annotation, molecular function: oxidoreductase activity, acting on the CH-CH group of donors. Lineage: Eukaryota; Metazoa; Chordata; Mammalia; Lagomorpha; Ochotonidae.